This is a messenger RNA of Phymastichus coffea, 4295 nucleotides long. RefSeq names its product probable cytochrome P450 4aa1 (gene Cyp4aa1). The transcript is spliced from 7 exons. The record is from RefSeq and is a predicted model, not a curated record. Gene Ontology annotation, molecular function: heme binding; monooxygenase activity; iron ion binding. The coding region runs from base 136 to 1683 and encodes 515 amino acids. NCBI's taxonomy places the organism in Eukaryota, Metazoa, Arthropoda, Insecta, Hymenoptera, Eulophidae.
GGCUCUCUCUUACGACGUCGUUCAACUCGGCCGCGAGCUUUCCGAGCGCUACUCUCUCUCUCUCUCUCUCUCCUUAUCUAUCUGUCUCUAUGGAUCUUCGAGCUGCCGUUCGCUGGUCUUACUCAAGCUGAGAUCAUGGCUACGGUGACCAGGCAAAUUUGGGAUCGAGACGCCCAGGAACUGGGAUUGUACCUGGCGCUGAUCGCCGUGACGCUCGGCUUCGUGGCGAUGGCGUUCAGGCGCCAGAUCAAGAUACUUUGGACGGUCUGCCAGAUAAACGGGCCACCGGUUUACCCCAUUCUCGGCAACGCCAACUACAUGCUGCGAGACGAUGUGCUCCACGUGAUGUCCCACACGGCGUACAAGGACUACGGGCCGGUCGCUCGCUUCUGGCUCACUCUGCUGCCGUACGUGCUGCUGUUCGAGCCGGACGACGUGCAGGCGGUGCUGGGCAGCGCCAAGCACACGCGCAAGAUCUACUUCUACCGGCUGCUCGACAACUUCCUCGGCAAGGGCCUGAUAACCAGCGACGUGGACACCUGGCGGCGACACAGGCGCCUCCUGCAACCGGCAUUCCACCUGCACGUGCUGGACAAGUUCGUGGGCUCGUUCGCCGAGUGCGCCGAUCGACUGUCCCGCAGGCUGCAGAAGCACCACGGCCAGCAACUGGACAUCACCAAGUUCGUGAACGACGCCGUUUACGAGAUUCUGAACGAGACUGUCCUCGGGGUCAACGUUGCCAGCAAGGCCGACGGAGAUGGCGUCGUUAAUCUGGACGACUUGCCCUUCAGAAAUCGAAAACGUUGCAGGGGUCAGAUGGUGGUGCCGUAUCGAAUAAUUCGGCCGUGGCUACUGCUGGACUGGGUGUACAAGCUGACGAGCGCCGGUCAGCGGGAGAAGAAGCAAAGCGAGGAUCUGUCGAGGGCGUGUCGUCGGAUGAUCGAGGAGAAGCGCAAAGCCGGCCAGUCGAGCAACGGCAGAACUUCGCUGCUGGAGUACAUGAUGGAGAUGAGCGACAAGAAUCCGAGCAACUUCGACGACGAGGACAUCAUCGACGAGUGCAGCACCUUCAUGCUGGCCGGGCAGGACUCGGUCGGCACGGCCACCGCGGUCACGCUGUUCCUGCUGGCUAACCACGCCGACUGGCGCGACAAGUGCGUGCGCGAGCUCGACGAGAUUUUUCGCGAGGAUCCGCUACGCUCGCCCAAUAUGCGAGACCUCAAGGCUAUGAGGUGGCUCGAGUGCUGCAUCAAGGAGGCGCUCAGGCUCUACCCUAGCGUACCCAUCUUCGCCAGAACGCUCGGCGAGGACGUGAAAAUCGGAAAGCACGUAAUCCCGGCCGGCUGCGGAGUAAUGAUCCUGCCGUACGCGACGCACCGGCUGGCCCAUCACUUCCCGGAUCCGCACAGCUUUCGCCCGGAGCGCUUCAGCCCCGGGAACUCGGAAAAGAGGCAUCCUUACGCCUACUUGCCCUUCAGCGCCGGACCACGCAAUUGCAUAGGCUACAAGUUUGCCAUUCUGGAAAUGAAGGCAAUGAUUAGCGCGAUCCUCAGGAGGUUUCAUCUCGACGGCGUCGAAGGUAAGACCGAGGUUCGACCCAAGUUCCGGCUGACUGUCAGGGCCUCCGGCGGUCUCUGGCUCAAAAUUACGCAGCGUCCCGACGUCGCCGUCGCCGCCAGAUAGUACAUCCAUCACGCUAUAUACACUAAUUCAAUCCGCUGCGGAUGAAGAUUGAAGGCGCUUUACUGUCGCGCCUCGCCUCGGCAGCCGCUCUCUACGAUUCUGACGCAGCGCAUCGCAAGCCGACUUUACCUUUACUGUUUUCCAAUGCCAACUAAUGCACUCUCGACUGAUUGCCCGGUCGGCUGUGUGCGAAUUGUAGUCUGUACUGUAACUUAGUGCUGUUUGUACCUCUCGUGAGAAAUUUAUUGCUCGUUAUUUAUAACUGCCAUGGCAGUCAGAGAAAAGGAGAGAGAGAAAGAGUUUUAGCUGAAUAAAUUCCAUGGGCAAACGAGGUCGCGAGUAGUCCGUGCUAAAGCUUUCGCGCGUCAUUUUCCGAACCGAGCGAAGCCGACAAGCUCGAUUGGCCGGUCGUAUCGCGGCAACCCAGAUAGCAACUAUUCGAAUAUUCGAAUUGCCGCGCGGCGCGCAUCCGCGUCCAGCUCCAUCGAUCCCAGCCGGAGACAGCUGCUCGCCGGCGAAACUUCUUAUGCGCCCAGAGACGCCUCCGUCGUGAAAUUAUUAGCUCCGAGUUGUCGAUCGGAGCGAGGGUCGACGCGAAUCGAUGCUGGAUGUACACGAUCGGAUAAUCACGCUUUCGCCGUUUCCGAGGCAUCGAAUAAAUUGCCGCGGCCUUCAGAUGCGAAAGCAAAUCACUCUCGUCAUUUUUCACGUGGAAGCUAGCUGAGCGGAAAAUGAAGACGAUCGAGCGAUCAGCCUCUCCUCCCUCGCUCGGUCUUUGGAUCUUCCUCUACGAGAAUUAAGUCUAUCUACAAAGCUUAAAUUUAUUUGGGAUGUAGCCUUACUUUGAAUUGAAGCUCGCUGAAAUGUCGUAAUAUGUUAUCUCGGGUAUCGAUCAUCUCCGAUAAUACUCAUCGCUGGACCUGAGUUUUAUGAUCCAUCAAACAGUCGGCGAACACGUUGUUUAUUUGAAAGGAUCUUUCAGGCGAGAGUUUGACUGAUACUUCGAAAAGAAUUGCAAGUUUAUCAUAAUGCCGUCUUUGAAUAUUGUCCCCGGCAUCUGUCAUACGUGGUAAUUUCGCCGGCGUUCCCGUCCGAUCCAUUAGGCUGCGAAGGAAGGCUGAAAUUUGUCACGGUAUAGAAUUUCCCGAGGAAACAAACAACAACAUUGCAGAAUACAAACGUCAGUCAGCUGUCGCUUGCGAGAGGCAAACUCAGCUAAAGCGCGAUGCAUGUACCGAGGGUACGGCGUAAAGAAGAAAGAAGGAAGAAAAAAAAAAUGGAAAUAUAAAACGUAAAAGCGAAACGACGUGGACGUGGCGAAAGACAGUAGGUAUAACAGAGUUUUUCUAUACAUAUUGUAUGAGUCGAGUUUGAGGCCACAUUCCUCUUGCUUAUGUACGUGAGUGAAAGCGAGCUCGUAAAUAAUUGACUGGUCGCCGAGGGAUGUAAAUAUAUAUUACACGGCCGUUGGUCGACGUUCAAUAUGCGAACAGAUUGAUUACGAGCAAAAGAAGCUCAGCUCAACAUUGUUGCGAUGAAUUUAUGCGAUUCGUGGAAAAAAUAAAGGAGACACGCGGUAAUAUGCACAUAGCUGUUGCAUGAAACAUGUACGACGGAGCCAUGGGGUCGCCGCGCAACACGCACUGUAGGUACUGAUCCCUCGGGCAAAGCGACAUGGAGAUCAAUGCGGCAAAUAUGUACCUGUACGUCGCGUAUGGAUGCACCCACGUUGUGUCUCGAAGGCGAAUUUUAUCGAUGCUCGUGCAAAAUUACUCCUUGACAGCGAUUGCCAGAGCGGGAUAAUGUAUAAAAGCGAGCAGUCCUUGAAGCAGCCGACGACUGCAGUGAAUAUUUUUCAGUCGCACACACGACGACAAGCAGCGUCGCUGAGGUCCGUCUCUUCGACCGACCAAAGAUUUGGAAUUUGUGGUAAUUGAGGCCCUUCCCCACUGGCACACUAGCGAAGCGGCCCUCUGUCCGACAAGCUAGACGCCGUAGGGGUAUUAAUCAAUCACUGCGUUAAUCGUGCGGCUCUGCUUCCAGGACGCUUGCCAAGCGCGAAAAGUUGUCGCUCUCGGUAAAUUUGACACCCGCGACGCGCACUUUUUGCUCUUCCGGUUGCGCGUUCCUUCAAGACAGACGUUCCCGGGAUUUAUUAAGCAGCUGUACUCUCGAGAAAGUUGCACUUUUUUUCUCGGUAUCUUACUCAUUCGGUUAACCAUUUUUUAAUGUCUUCGUGAUUUGGGGUGACAUAUUACUUUUACGGUACAGAGGCUGUCGAGUUUUCCGCAUUUCGUAUGCAUUCGAUUCUUUGGAUAUCGUGGCGUUGAGCUAUGAUAUUGAUACUGCAUCUAACCGUAGCAUAGAGAAUAACUGCCGUGAGAAGAAUUCUGUUGCAUUCGUAAAAUAUUUUUAAAACACGUAUUACAUGUUCCAUCGAGUAAUUAAAAAAGUAUUUAAUCGAAUCGUCUUUUGGAUGCUCUGAGAAUUAUUAUUUAUCGAGAAUUUUCUCAUGCAACUGGCAUGUCUGCAGGAAUGAUGAAUUAGUCGACGUUGCAUUGAACGGAUCUAUUGCACGAUAUCUUUUGACAAAAAGCGGUGCUGCAAAUAAC